AUGCUUAUCAAUAAAACUUUUGCAUUUUUCUUUGUACUGUUUACAGCUCAAUGUUUGUGUGCAGAAAGCCCAGUGAACGGCACGUGUUCGGGCGCGUUUUGGAAGUACAACGAGUUCUGUGAUUGUUGUCUUAAGUUAGUUGACGGGACAACGUAUGAUGUCGCAAAAGCCGAUUGCGUGGCGAGCGGCGGGAAAUCGCUGACGAUCAUCGAUGACCAGGAAAAUGAAGAAUAUUUCAAGUUCGCGAAUCAAUCCGGUGUCCCGAAUCCGUGGAUUGGGUUGAAAAUGAGAAACGAGCUUUGUGAUUCCUUUUUUGUUGUUUGCUACCAAUGGCAGUGGUCGGAUGGGAAUCGAGUGUACAAAUACGCAAACUGGGGACCCGCUCAGCCGGAUAAUCAAACCGGCGACGAAUUUUGUGUUCAUUUCGAUCACUCGCCGAAAUGGAAUGAUUUUCGAUGCGACACGUUUGGGUAUCUGAUCUGCAGAAAGGAGGCCGACGAACGAACA
Messenger RNA from Mesorhabditis belari, 507 nucleotides. Lineage: Eukaryota; Metazoa; Nematoda; Chromadorea; Rhabditida; Rhabditidae. The record is from the annotation of a GenBank genome assembly.